Leptomonas pyrrhocoris is the source of this 357-nucleotide messenger RNA. RefSeq lists its product as hypothetical. The record is from RefSeq and is a predicted model, not a curated record. Lineage: Eukaryota; Euglenozoa; Kinetoplastea; Trypanosomatida; Trypanosomatidae. Bases 1 to 357 code for a protein of 118 amino acids. The transcript has a single exon.
AUGGACAAGUUCUGGAUCCCUAUCAAGUACGCCAUCACCUCGUUGCUCGUGGUGGUGAUUUCGGAAGUUGCUAAGCGCAGCGACCGCGUCGGCGGUCUGUUGGCUGCGUUGCCGCUGGUGACUAUUCUGACUCUCAUUUGGCUUCAUGUUGAAAAGGAGUCAACGGAGAAAAUAUCGAAUCACGCGUGGUACACGUUCUGGUACGUCGUCCCUACUCUUCCCAUGUUUUUAUUUUUUCCGUGGAUGUACGAUUACCUCGAAUUUUGGUGGACGCUGUUGCUCCUGAGCGUGUUUAUCGUUCUUGUUUUUCAAGUUUUUGCUCUGUACAUGAAGAGAUGGGGAAUUGAGCUCAUGUAA